AUGAUACCCUCAUCUAGUAAUAGUAAUAACAACAACGGAGAUGAGAAACCAAUUGAAACUGUAAAUAUUGAAGACCAAAUUGCAUUAAAAAAGAGGAAAAAGGAAGAAAAAGAGGCUAAAAAGAAAAAACAAAAAUGUGAUCAAAUCUUGGAUGAUUUGGACAAUGAAGUCACAAAGAAGGCACAAGAAACGCUUGUCCGAGAUAUAUUUAGUCAAAGAAAAGACAUUCAGUUUGACCAUUCAAAUCUCAUCCUCAAAGAAGACCACAAAUUGCGACCAAUUUGGAUUUGUUCUGGAACCGAUGGAUUGUUCCAUAUUUUCAUGGAGACUUUUUCUCCCAUCUAUCAACAAGCCUAUGAUUUUUUAGUUGCAGUGGCUGAGCCGGUUUCUCGUCCUGAGAACCUUCACGAAUACGUUCUGACUGAAUAUUCUCUUUUUGCUGCUGUUAGUAUUGGUAUGAACACCGAACAAAUAAUUCAAGUUUUGGAGAAGCUGAGCAAGGUAAAACUAUCAGACCCUUUAAUCAACUUCAUUAAGGAAGUGACAAGAAAAUACGGUAAUGUCAAACUGGUUCUACAGAAGAAUCGUUUUUUCAUCGAGUCGCAUCACUUAAGUGCCAUGGAAAAAUUAUAUGAUGAUUCAAUUAUCAGCUCAGCCGCCAUACCUACUGACCGAACAGAAUUUCCAAAUGUUGACAAGAGUGGAAGAUUCAUUAUUAGAUCAAGAUCAAAGCAAGCAGAGUUAGAAAAGUUCCAAAAGCAAGCAUUGGCUGCAAAUACUUCAUCUGUUCAAGGAAAAAUUCAGACUGAGAUGAUUCGUGCAGUCAAUCAAAUUGAUGAUGAAGAUGACGACACAGAUGAUUUUGACGUCUCUUCGGUUGUGGAAACAUACUAUCAAUUUGAGAUUAAUGCUAACGAAGUUGAACACGUAAAGAAGAGGUGCAUCGAAAUUGGCCUUCCUACUCUCGAAGAAUAUGAUUUUAGAAAUGAUGUUACUAAUAAGUCAUUAAGCAUCGAUCUUAAACCUACAACCACCAUCCGUUCUUAUCAAGAAAAAUCUUUAAGCAAAAUGUUCAGCAAUGGAAGAGCUAGAAGUGGCAUUAUUGUGUUACCAUGUGGCGCCGGAAAAACUUUGGUCGGAGUUACUGCUGCUUGUACUGUUAAAAAGAGAACACUUGUAUUGUGCAUUAACUCUGUGAGUGUUUUGCAGUGGAAAAACCAAUUUAAAUUAUGGAGUACCAUUGACGAAAAUCGUGUCAUUAUUUUCACAUCUCAAGACAAAGACCCUCUUCCUAAAGAUGAUGAGCCUUUGGUCAUUAUUACAACUUAUACCAUGCUUACACAUAAAGGAAAGAGAAGUGGUGAAUCAAAAGAAAUAAUGGACCACAUUGAAGGUAGAGAGUGGGGUUUACUACUCUUGGAUGAAGUGCACGUUGUGCCAGCCAACAUGUUCAGAAAUGUAUCCAGAGUGAAAUCUCAUUGUAAGCUUGGAUUAACAGUCACCCUUGUUCGUGAAGAUGCUAGAAUUGAAGAUUUGUACUUUUUGAUAGGUCCAAAAUUGUAUGAAGCUAACUGGCUAGACCUUCAAAAAAAGGGUCACCUUGCUAAUGUUCAAUGUGUAGAAGUUUGGUGCCCAAUGACUGCUGAAUUCUAUGCUGAAUAUCUAACUGCAAAUGCCAAGAAGAAAACGCUUUUCUAUGUGAUGAACCCAAACAAGUUCAGAGCCUGUGAAUUUUUGAUCAGAUAUCAUGAAAAGCAAGGAGACAAGAUUAUCGUGUUUAGUGACAAUGUUUUUUCAUUGCAAGAAUAUGCCGAAAGACUUAAAGUUCCAUAUAUUUAUGGUCAAACUAAACAACAGGAACGAGUUUAUUGGUUGAAUCAAUUCAGACAAGGUAAUCAGUUUAACACUAUUUUCAUCAGUAAGAUUGGAGACACAGCUAUUGACAUUCCAGAAGCAACUGUUAUCAUUCAAAUUUCCUCUCACUUUGGUAGUAGAAGACAAGAAGCACAACGUCUUGGACGUAUUUUGCGUCCAAAGGGAGGCGGGUUGAAAAAUCAACAAGCCUACUUUUACACAUUGGUCUCUCAAGAUACACAAGAAAUGUACUACUCAACCAAGAGACAACAAUUCUUAAUCAACCAAGGUUACAGCUUCAGGGUUUUGCCAGACAUCCAAAAGUACUAUGAGCAAGGUGCAAGUGAAUUAGGAUUGUCUUUAAGUCACAUGACAACCAAAAAAGAUGAACUGGAAAUGCUUGCUGUUGUGAAAAAAGCAGACGAUGCAAGAGGUCAGGAAGAAAAAAUUUCAGUGGAAGAUGAAAGCGCUCAACAACCAAGCUCUCUAGCACAACUUUCAGGAGGACAAGGUGUUGUUUAUCAAACCUUUGAUACAGGCAGUGGCUCGUCCAAGAAAAAGAAAAGUAAGGGUGCAGCCCCAACCGUUCAUCCUCUCUUCAAGAACAGAGCUUCCUCAUCCAAAGAUUAA
This is a messenger RNA of Naegleria fowleri, 2484 nucleotides long. RefSeq lists its product as uncharacterized. The transcript has a single exon. The coding region runs from base 1 to 2484 and encodes 827 amino acids. Gene Ontology annotation, molecular function: DNA binding; 3'-5' DNA helicase activity; ATP binding. NCBI's taxonomy places the organism in Eukaryota, Heterolobosea, Eutetramitea, Acrasida, Naegleriidae. Gene Ontology annotation, biological process: nucleotide-excision repair; transcription initiation at RNA polymerase II promoter. Gene Ontology annotation, cellular component: transcription preinitiation complex; transcription factor TFIIH holo complex; nucleotide-excision repair factor 3 complex. The record is from RefSeq and is a predicted model, not a curated record.